CAACGAUUUGGAUAGGUUAGCAAUGCCGGACUAUGUGCCUAGUGAGCAAGAUGUUUUGCACUCCCGAGUGAAAACAACUGGGAUUAUAGAGACUCAGUUUUCUUUCAAGGAUUUGAACUUCAGGAUGUUUGAUGUGGGUGGACAGCGAUCAGAGAGAAAAAAGUGGAUUCAUUGCUUUGAGGGAGUUACUUGCAUCAUAUUCUGUGCUGCACUCAGUGCCUAUGACAUGGUUCUGGUGGAAGAUAAAGAAGUGAACAGAAUGCAUGAAAGCCUUCAGCUGUUCAACAGCAUCUGCAACCACAAGUGCUUUGCAGCCACUUCCAUUGUGCUGUUUCUAAACAAAAAAGACCUCUUUCAAGAGAAAAUAACAAAAGUUCAUCUGAAUAUCUGCUUUCCUGAGUAUAAUGGAUUAAAUACAUUUGAAGAUGCUGGAAAUUACAUCAAGAAACAAUUCCUAGACUUGAACAUAAGAAAAGCAGAUAAAGAGAUAUAUUCUCACUUGACAUGUGCCACAGACACUCAGAAUGUCAAGUUUGUAUUUGAUGCAGUCACAGACAUAAUAAUCAAAGAAAAUCUGAAAGACUGUGGGCUUUUCUAGCCACUCCUUCCCUUGCUCAUAGCCUGACUUCUUCUCAGUCCACUUUUCUCUCUUCAUCCUGUGUGCUGACUGAAAUAACUCUAGGAAAGAA
Messenger RNA from Fulmarus glacialis (Northern fulmar), 689 nucleotides. Its product is annotated as guanine nucleotide-binding protein G(t) subunit alpha-3. Lineage: Eukaryota; Metazoa; Chordata; Aves; Procellariiformes; Procellariidae. The transcript is spliced from 4 exons. The record is from RefSeq and is a predicted model, not a curated record. Gene Ontology annotation, biological process: adenylate cyclase-modulating G protein-coupled receptor signaling pathway; detection of chemical stimulus involved in sensory perception of bitter taste; sensory perception of sweet taste. Gene Ontology annotation, cellular component: photoreceptor inner segment; heterotrimeric G-protein complex; photoreceptor outer segment. Gene Ontology annotation, molecular function: G-protein beta/gamma-subunit complex binding; GTP binding; G protein-coupled receptor binding. Bases 23 to 598 code for a protein of 191 amino acids.